Messenger RNA from Rattus rattus (black rat), 1101 nucleotides. RefSeq names its product melanoma-associated antigen B5-like. Gene Ontology annotation, biological process: negative regulation of transcription by RNA polymerase II. Bases 1 to 1101 code for a protein of 366 amino acids. Lineage: Eukaryota; Metazoa; Chordata; Mammalia; Rodentia; Muridae. Gene Ontology annotation, cellular component: nucleus. The transcript has a single exon. The record is from RefSeq and is a predicted model, not a curated record.
AUGCCUAGGGGUCAGAAGAAUAAGCAUCGCAAACGCUCGAAGAAUAAGAAUCACAACCAAGAGAAAGGCCAUCCUGAAAAAGAUGAGUCUCAGGAUAAAGGCCAUCAUAAAAGAGAUGAUUCUCAAGAUCAUAAGGAAGCAGCACAGGAUAGUGCAGCAAUAGAAGAGACGCCUCCUUGCUCUUCAUCUUCGGUUCCGGGGAAGAUUCUUGAGACGCCACCUGUUUCUGAAACAAAUAGUGAUGAUGGAUGGCCUUCCUGUAUACCAUCUCCUGUCACUAUUUGUAGUGAUGAUUUAGAUUUUGAUGAUGAAAUUUACUGUCAGUGUGGGGGAAACUCAUUAUACUCAGAAUAUCGAACCUGCCAAAAUAUUCCGUGCAAACAUUGCUUAGAUAUGUAUGUGGCUUUUGUGGAGCAGUGUGUACUCUACAAAUUUAAAAUGAAACAACUCAUUGUCGGAAAAGAUUUAAUAAAUGUUAUUGAACCAAAGUACCAAUACAGAUUUAAUGAGAUAUCCAAGAGAGCUUUUGAGAACAUUGAAACUGUGUUUGGAGUAAGUGUGAUUGAAAUUGACUCAACUAAUCACAUUUAUGAUCUAGUCAGCAACCUAAAACUACCCAAUAAAGGAAGGGUUUGUGCUGGCAGAGGUUUACCAAAAACUGGUCUUCUUAUGACUAUCCUGGCUAUGAUUUUCAUGAAGGGUAACUCUGUUUCUGAGGAAGACAUUUGGAAAUUCCUAAAUUUUAUGCAAGUGUACCCAGGGAGGAAGCAUUUUAUUUAUAGAGAGCCACGGAAGCUCAUCACUCAAGAUUUUGUGAGACUGAAGUACCUGGAAUAUGGGCAGAUACCCAAUAGUGAUCCUCCAUGCUAUCAGUUCCAAUGGGGUCCAAAAGCUUAUGCUGAAACUACCAAGAUGAAAGUCCUAGAAUUUAUGGCUAAAGGCAGUGGUGUUGAACCUAGUACUUUUUCAGUAAAAUAUGCAGAAGCUUUGAAAGAAGAAAAUCAAAAGAUCAAGAUAAGAAAAUGGUAUCCCAUUCCGGCACAAAAACAUUGUCUAGGACAUGGCCAUCACCAUAUCCAUAAGGUUAUGACACCUCAGUAA